This is a messenger RNA of Trichomycterus rosablanca, 434 nucleotides long. RefSeq names its product histone H3. Gene Ontology annotation, cellular component: nucleosome. Lineage: Eukaryota; Metazoa; Chordata; Actinopteri; Siluriformes; Trichomycteridae. Bases 1 to 411 code for a protein of 136 amino acids. The transcript has a single exon. The record is from RefSeq and is a predicted model, not a curated record. Gene Ontology annotation, molecular function: DNA binding; protein heterodimerization activity; structural constituent of chromatin.
AUGGCAAGAACCAAGCAGACCGCUCGUAAGUCCACCGGUGGUAAGGCGCCGAGGAAGCAGCUCGCCACUAAGGCUGCCCGCAAGAGCGCCCCGGCUACCGGCGGUGUGAAGAAACCUCACCGUUACAGGCCAGGUACCGUGGCUCUGCGUGAAAUCCGCCGUUAUCAGAAGUCCACUGAGCUGCUCAUCCGCAAGCUGCCCUUCCAGCGCCUGGUUAGAGAGAUCGCUCAGGACUUUAAGACCGAUCUGCGCUUCCAGAGUUCUGCCGUCAUGGCUCUGCAGGAGGCCAGUGAGGCUUACCUGGUCGGUCUGUUCGAGGACACCAACCUGUGCGCCAUCCAUGCCAAGAGGGUGACCAUCAUGCCUAAGGACAUCCAGCUGGCCCGCCGUAUUCGCGGAGAGCGUGCUUAAACAAACCCACUCCAUCCAGUUAU